UUAAAGUCUCAUCUUUUGAUUAUUUUUGAAAAAUUCAAUCUUUACACUGCAUUUUUUCUUAAAAGUCUAAAUUACCUAUAACCGUUUAAACAAGUAAGUUUUUUAAUUUUCUUUCAUUUUCUAAUUUUUAAAACUAAAAAAGAAGGAAACAAUUCCAUCCCAUCUCACUACCUUCCACCAUCCCUUUCAACCUCUCCAACCUCGACCAUUAUCAUGCCCAACUUUCCCUCUCCUUACUACCUACCCUCUUUCACCACCACCACUCUAUAUAUGCCCUAUUCUGCAACCCUAACCAGCCCCCCUCCCUCCACCCCUAUUACUCUAUUAGACUAGCAUCCUUAUUUUAAAAAUUAUAUUUUCCUAUAAAUAAACAAAUCCCAUCCUUAUUUUCAUCACCAAAUUUCAUAUUCAUAUUUUACACCACAAAAACCCACAACAAAUAAACAAUGUCCACCACUUCCGAUAAUAACAACCACAAAACAACUCAAAUCUUCGUUUAUGGAACCCUCAAACAAGGUUUCCCAAACCACUACCUUUUAAAAGGCCUAUCCACCUCAAACGACGCCGUUUUCCAAGGCUGCUACAAGACCGUCAACUCCUACCCGCUUGUGCUUGGUCCUUUAGGAAUCCCUUUCUUGAUCAACAUCCCCGGGUCGGGUCACCGGGUCAAGGGAGAAUUGUACUCUGUUUCGGGUCAUGCUUUGGAAAAACUGGAUGAGUUGGAAGGAAUAAGUCGUGGACACUACGAAAGGCUACCAUUGAAGGUGGUGACGGAGGAGGAAGGUAACCCGCGGCUGAUACAAGUAGAGGCCUAUUUUGGGCACCGGAGUUUUGGGGAGGAAAUGUGGAAGAAAAUUGGGGAGAUUGGGAUGGGGGAGUACAUGGAUAAGGAAGGGGAAAAGUAUGUUAGGGUUAAGGAUCGAGAUGUUGGAUCAUCAUUGAUGGAUUACAUUCGGGUUUUUCUUCAAUCUGACGAUCCUUAUUCAACGAAUUAAUUUGGAUUAUGGAAUUAAAUAUAAAUGGUAUUCGUACAACUUCCAUUUUAUAAAAGAUUAGCAGUUUAGCAUUAGGAGAGAAUUGUGCUUAUAUUAGCGAUAUGAUUUAUGAACGGCAAUUUGACAGAUAUGAUCAUAUGAAUGGCAAUUUGUACGUUGUUUUUAUAGUUGAUGAUUAUAAUUUUAUUAUUCACGUACAAUAUAUAAUUUUAAUUGUUAAUUUUUUUAAUUUUCUAUGAUAAAAAUUCUAAAAACAUAUUAUGAAAAUAAACAUUAAAAUGAA
Messenger RNA from Amaranthus tricolor (Joseph's coat), 1278 nucleotides. RefSeq names its product putative gamma-glutamylcyclotransferase At3g02910. The transcript has a single exon. Lineage: Eukaryota; Viridiplantae; Streptophyta; Magnoliopsida; Caryophyllales; Amaranthaceae. The record is from RefSeq and is a predicted model, not a curated record. The coding region runs from base 447 to 995 and encodes 182 amino acids. Gene Ontology annotation, molecular function: gamma-glutamylaminecyclotransferase activity.